Colossoma macropomum (tambaqui) is the source of this 4298-nucleotide messenger RNA. It is a transcript of the gene dis3l2, whose product is annotated as DIS3 like 3'-5' exoribonuclease 2. The record is from RefSeq and is a predicted model, not a curated record. The coding region runs from base 104 to 3199 and encodes 1031 amino acids. The transcript is spliced from 22 exons. NCBI's taxonomy places the organism in Eukaryota, Metazoa, Chordata, Actinopteri, Characiformes, Serrasalmidae. Gene Ontology annotation, cellular component: P-body; exosome (RNase complex). Gene Ontology annotation, molecular function: 3'-5'-RNA exonuclease activity; RNA binding. Gene Ontology annotation, biological process: miRNA catabolic process.
GAUAAAUCAGCGGAGUGUCGGUCUGUAAGCUGGGUUUUGUGGGAAUAGUGUUUGUUCUGAGCUCCAGCGAUGUUAUUUAGGGCGUUAAAGCCAGGUAGACAGUAUGGAGCCCUCCCCCAGUUCACAAGGCAGCAGUAAACCUCGACAGAGGAAAAAGAACCACCAGAGGAACCCAAAAGAUCAGAACAUUCAGCAUCAGCAGCAGAACGGCCCGUCCAGGGCCAAACCCGCCAAACAGCAGGCGCCGGGGGACGACAACGAGAGCUCACCCGCCGGCAGUUGUGGAAACCGGAACCGGAGGAGGAAUCAGAGCGGGUCAGAGUCGCCCCACAUCAGCUCCCUCUGUACCAGAGAUGGGACGGCCAGUCAGAGUGAGGACAGCGCUGGACCGGUGAACAGGCAGCCGGGUCAGCGCAGUGAGACGCCGCGGAGAAAAAACUGCACAGCAGCAGCAAAGCGCCAGAACAGAGAGCCCUGUGUUAUCAGGGACGGCAGCGCGGAGUCAGAAACACCUCCCACGACCAGAGUGACCCCCGCAAAACAACAGCAGAGGAAACAAAACAGCGCCAAAUGCAUGAAAGCGGCCAGUGUCCAGUCCCGACCCACGGACAGCGACUCCUGCAGCCCGCACGACGGAGAGGAGCAAGAGAAGAAGAAGAAAAAGAGGAGGAAGAAGAGGAAAUCCAAAGCUGGCACUGAAGAGAAGAUGGAGGGCUCAGGCGUUUCUGGAGCUGAAAAGCCGCAGACUCCGCUGAACAAGAACAGAACUCCACAGCGUGAAGGUCCUACAGCAGCUUCUCCAGGCAGUAAGAACCGGAGGAACCGAGGAGGAAGGAGGAGAGUGUUUGAGGACUACAUGACCCUCAGAGAUGUUUCUGCUGGACUGAAGAGAGGAGAGCUCAUUCAGGGGUCGCUGAGAAUCAACCCCAAGAACUAUCACGAAGCGUUUAUUCCAUCUCCUGAUGGGUUGGCGGAUAUCUUCCUGGACGGAGUUGUGGCCCGUAAUCGAGCUCUAAACGGAGACGUGGUGGUGGUGAAGCUUCUCCCUCCUGAGCAGUGGAAGGUGGUGAACGAAGAGGAAUGUGAACCGACUCCUGCACGUAAAGGUCCAGCAGGUCAGGAACGGGCAGGAAACCCCUGCAGUCCAGAUGUUAUAGUGGAGGCCCAGUGUGACGAGGAGGACGGGGAGCUGGUCCGUAAACUGGAGUCCGUCAGUCUGCAAAGCAAAGCUCCUGCCACUCCGAAAAAUGGGAAACACUCGAAUGUAUGCAGUACGCCUGGCUCUACAGCAGAAAAGACUGUUCAGAGGACUGGAAAGGUGGUUUACAUUGUUGAGGAAAAGCACUCGAGAGCAGCUUCAGGAUUUAUAAAGUUCCUCCCAGACAAGCACUUUGCCAUGUUCUCUCCUGUUGAUCAUCGAGUUCCCAGAGUGAAUGUUCCGCUGACAGAUUGCCCCCCAGAGUUUCCCUCUCGGCCUGGGGAUUACACCAACACGCUCUUCAUCUGCAGGAUAACGCACUGGCCUUACGACAACACCUUCGCAGAAGGGCGACUGGCUAAAUCGUUAGGCCAAGCAGGUGAAAUUGAGCCGGAGACGGAGGGUAUCCUGAUUGAGUAUGAUGUAGAUUUCUCAGAGUUUUCAGAGGAAGCUUUGGCCUGCCUCCCUCAAAACCUUCCAUGGACCAUCCCAGCUGAGGAGCUCGCCAAAAGAAGAGACCUGAGAAAGGAAUGUAUAUUCACGAUCGACCCAGCCACGGCCAGAGAUCUGGAUGAUGCUCUGUCCUGCAAGCAGCUUCCAGACGGAAAUUUUGAAGUUGGCGUUCAUAUUGCUGAUGUGAGCUAUUUUGUGGAGGGUGGCACUGCUUUGGAUUUUGUUGCCAGCAGAAGAGCUACAAGCGUGUAUCUGGUUCAGAAGGUAAUCCCGAUGCUGCCGCGUCUCCUGUGCGAGGAACUGUGCAGUUUGAAUCCUCAGACCGAUCGGCUAACGUUCUCCGUAAUUUGGAAACUUUCUCCAGAGGGGAAGAUCCUGAGUGAAUGGUUUGGCCGUUCGGUGAUCCGCUCAUGUGUAAAGCUCAGUUACGAUCACGCUCAGAGCAUGAUCGAAGCCCCUGAUAAACAAUUUAGUGCGGAGGAACUUCCAGCCUGCUCCCCCGAACACCCACUCCAGCGCAUCCACCAGGCCGUCCUGCACCUGCACAGCAUCGCCAAACACUUGCGUGCCCAGCGCUUUGAGGGCGGAGCCCUCCGACUUGACCAGAUGAAGCUGGCGUUUAGCCUGGACGCGGACUCAGGCAUGCCUCAGGGCUGUUAUGUCUACCAGUACAGAGACAGCAACAAGCUGGUGGAGGAGUUCAUGUUGCUGGCCAACAUGGCGGUGGCCCACCAGAUCUACCGUAAGUUCCCUAAACUGGCCCUGCUGAGGCGGCACCCCCCGCCUCAGAGCCGCAUGGUGGAGGUGCUGCAGGAGCUGUGUGAUCAGAUGGGGCUGAACAUCAACCUGGAAUCAGCCGGAACUCUACACAGGAGUCUGAAUGAAACUGUGGGGAAUGACCAGUACAGCUUGGCCAGGAAGGAGGUCCUCACUCACCUGUGCUCCAGACCAAUGCAGAUGGCGGUGUAUUUCUGCACGGGGGUCCUGCAGGAUGAGAAGCUGUUCAGUCACUACGCUCUGAACGUUCCUCUCUACACUCACUUCACCUCUCCGAUCCGCCGCUAUGCCGACGUCAUCGUCCACCGCCUGCUGGCCGCGGCCAUCAAGUGCGGACCCCGCCUGCGUCUGAGCGAUGAGGACGUGCAGAAGCAGGCGUCUCACUGUAAUGAUAAGAAGACGGCGUCUAAAAGAGUUCAGGAGAUGAGCGCUGAGCUCUUCUUCAGUGUCUUCGUCAGGGAGUGUGGUCCUCUGGACUCGGAGGCGAUGGUGAUGGGGAUGCUGGAUAAGUCCUUUGAUGUGUUGGUGCUUCACUACGGAGUUCAGAAGAGGAUCUACUGUAAUGCUAUAGAGGGUCUCCAGUCUUUCCAUUUCCGUAAGGUGGGCAAACGACCUGAAAUGACCCUCGUCUGGGCACCUGGGGACCUGGAACAGGACACCUUUACACAGGAGAUCUCUCUGUUCUCUCUCGUGAACGUGCAGCUGAGGAGCGACGGAGCUCAGCUGAAGUACAGCGCAGUGCUGAGGAGACCUGAACGACCAGAGCCAUAACACCAACACACACACACACCUGUACAGAACUACAGGAACAAAGCCCACACUGACCGUUUAGUGGUGUAGGCAGACCGCUAGCUCUCACAGUGAUUAGCUUUAGCUUUAGCUGCACUGCCUCCCAGAUUAAGCAAUGAACUCCGUUUUAAUUCAGCAUGUUUUAGAGUUUUUUUUUUUAUUUUAAGUCUAUGAGUGCCCAGUUUGAGGGCAGGUGGCGCUGCUGCUGCAUAUCUUGUUGCUGCUUUUCCUCGGGUCAGCAUUAACUAGCGCUAAUGGAGCUCAGGGCUCAGGCUAACUGCUCUGCACUGUAGAGUGAGGAACUCCCGGGUGGGUUUCAAUAGAAUAGGACAGUUCAUUGAGCUGAACGUGAGGAUCGUCCAGUAGGAGAAGAGCUGUUGGACAGUGCUCACUUUGGGAUACUCUAGUUUUUUCAACCUGCUACAUCAGUAGAGUCCAGACGAUUUGCACACACAAUAACUGAAGUAUAUUGUCGCUGUUGCACAACAACCUUUUAUCUCUAUUUUGACGUUUUUUACUUCUUUGCAUGUUUUGAAAAGCCUUGUGUUAAAAUUUCAUGAUAAAUGGACAAACAGAAAUGGUCCAGAAUUACUCAGAAAAAACUCAUUUUACAUUCAUUUCUACUUCAAGCUAAGAGAGUUUUUUCCUCUCUUCUGUAAAGUGCCCACUUUGGAGACAGAAGGUUUUUCCCCAACACUGCCGAUACAACAAUACAAUGAGCAGUAAUGAGUAGUGAAGGUAAAGCAGCAGCUCAUCGGCCUCUAUUGGUGGUGAGUUUCGAGUCGGUGACUUUUCUGUUCUUUUCUAAGUUCAGGGAAACGUCUCGUUUUAGAUUAGCAUCUUUAGCAUGCUAAUCCGCCGUGUGCUACUGAUGCAGCAGGUAGAGAUUAGGAUUAAAGAUGUUGUCCUACUUCCAGAGUUGAGUCCAGAGAGGCCGUGAGGUAGUUAUAAUUGUUUAGCUUGUUAUCUUGAGAUAACAAGUUAAUUAUCUUGUUAUCUCAAGAUAACAAAGUUGUGAUCUUGAAGUAGUGAGCUGUCCUAUUAUCUAGAGAUAGUUAUCUUGAAUUAACGAGUUAGUUAU